Sycon ciliatum is the source of this 4688-nucleotide messenger RNA. RefSeq names its product mucin-19-like. The transcript has 16 exons. The record is from RefSeq and is a predicted model, not a curated record. The coding region runs from base 67 to 3927 and encodes 1286 amino acids. Lineage: Eukaryota; Metazoa; Porifera; Calcarea; Leucosolenida; Sycettidae.
GGCAUUACUGUGUGUCCUGUGCAGAAUGCUGAUACAGCCGGGGGAGCUCUGAACGUGCACAUAAAUAUGGACGUCAUUCACACGGGGGCGCAUCAAAUGUCAAACAUGCCAACGCCUGCUGCCGCCAUCACUCAGGCCCAGUCAGCUAGUGGCACCACCAGGAGCAGUAGCAGCAGUAGCAGCAGCACAGCGGCGACUGCUACUACCUCUACUGGCGGCGGCCAUACAUCCAACAGCCAGCAAGCCUCCGCUGGCAACGCAGCGGCGGGAGCUGGGCACGCGGCGGCUGCACGGCAACACAUGGAUCGCGUUCAACAGCACAUCCGGCAGCAGCACGCUACCAACCAGCGACAGCAAGCUCGUGAGUUCACCGAUUGUGCGUCGCACUACCUGUCGCAGGCCUCUCGACACCUUCAACUUCUGCAGGAAAUCCCCUCGGUGCACGCAACCGUCCAAGACCGUGUGCUUGAGCUUAACAUCCCUCCAGUCCCAGCGGCAGCCACCGCUGCUGCAAGCAGCUCUACAGCAGCGCCAGCCGGAACUGAGAACAGCGGCAGUGCUGACGUGGACGGACCUACACCGGCCAGUAGCAGUCACAGCACUAGCAGCAGCAGCAGCAGCAGCAGCAACACCACCACUGCCACCAGUAGUAGCAGCAGCACCACUAGCACAACUAGUGGUGCAGCAUCCGGCUCAAGUGCAACCCCAGGUGCUGCAAGAUCUGGGCAGGCAACAAGUGCUAGCUCCAGUGCAACUGCUACUCCAGCCACCACCAGAAGUGCAGAAUUAGUUGCUAUCCUUCGUCAGCAGAUGGUACCGUACCUGCGCUGUCUUGCUCCAGCCGUGCAGCAAUGCGUGGAGAUUCUCGAGAAUCCCAACGUGCAGGACAGCGACGCUCAGUACAUCUUGGACAGUGUCUUUGAGUCAAUUCACUCCUUGUCCCAUUCCUGUGCGUCACUAGCUGAUCUGGACGUGGACGUCGGCCAGCCAGCUCCGCGGCCGGUCUCCUCGUACAUGACACGCAGUGUGGAAAUGACGACGGUGAUGGCUAGUGUUGGUCCCGACGGGGACGCUAUAACCACCAACCCUGUUGUCUUGGGCGGUGAGCGUCGUUCUGCUCAAGGACGCGGCCAGCCGCGUGCAGCCCAGCGAACAUCGUCGUCAUCGUCUUCACCUUCAUCCUCUGCUGCUCCCACUGCCAGCGCAGCGUCUUCAGCAUCACAUCCGGCAACUACAUCUGCACCCAGACAGCAGAGUGCAGCGCCCACUAACAGUAGCAGCGCCGGCACUAUGCCAGCCGGCGGCCAGCCUGGCCAAGCACCUCAGCCCGGCCAGUUUCCUGCCUUCUUCAUGAUGCCACCAGCCGGUAUGCCCGGCAUGAUGCCAGGUGUACAAAUGUCCUCUUUCUCCACCGGUCCUGGUGGUCCUGGCGUUCCCGCUGCUCAUGCUAAUGCUCACCAACUACCCGCUGGCUUUGCACACAUGGCCAUGCAUAGUGCAGCCAUGGCAGCUAAUGCAGCAGCUAAUUCAGCAGCAACAGCAGCAGCCACUGCGGCAACGGCAGCAGCCACUGCGGCAACGGCAGCAGCCACAGCUAAUGCUGCAUCUGGUGUUCACCCGCCUGGUCCAGCUUCAUCAUCCGGCACUGCAGCUACGUCACAGAGCACACACGCCAUGCCAGCAUCCGCAUCUGCGUCGAACUCCAGCAGCUCCACCAGCAGUGGCUCGACACCAUCUCGUGCCUCGACAGCAGCCCCAUCUGCUGCAAAUGAACCGGCUGCUCCUAACCCCGGUCCCGGCCUAUUCCCAGGCAUGCCUAUGCCAAUCCCUAUGAUGAUGCCACCCGGUGCUCAUGGUGCUCAGCCAAUGGGCCGUUCGCCGGUGCGUCAUCAGACACGUGCACAAGUUGUACCGCCUGUUGCGGGAUCCUCAAUGAUCAACAUGUGCCCACAUCCGCGCCAUCGAAGCCUGGAGCCCGAGUCUAGCCCGGCCGCACAACCACAUGCGCAUGUUCACAUCAUACCUGGUAUGCCGAUGGGUAUGAUGCCACCAGCAGCAGGUGCUGCCUUUGGCGGCGUUCCCAUGCCUGGACAACACAAUGCUGGUGUACAGGGUCAGGGGGGUAGCGCACCGGGACAGCCCAAUGUACAUCAUGUGUUCUUCCGCCGGGGACCGGAUGGUAAUAUGGAGCCUGUGCCAGGUGCUGCUGGUGUUGGAGGUGCUGCUCCUGCUGGCACUGCUGCUGGUGUUGCUGGUGCUGCGGCGAUGAUGCAGCAUAUUGCCGCCGCCGCUGCUGCUCAUGCUAGUGCAACGGCACCAGGUGGUCAGAAUCCUGCUCAACGGCAACAGGCUGGGUCACGCUCUGCUACCAAUCCAUCUACUGGCCAGCCUCAGCCAUCGUCCUCUUCGUCUUCAAGCAACCAGCACGGUCGAGUGCAAGUGCCAGCAGCGCUAAUACAUGGACUGUACCAGGAAGCCAGUAACCCACGUGAAGGUGUGUCAGUGCACGAUGUUGUUGUUCAGCUUAGUCAAGCCGACUCUCCUAUGGAGGACGAGGAGGAAGAGGGUCCAGUUGGUGUAUUGCUCUCUGCCGCAUGCCGCCAUUUGUCCAUGCCAGACUUCUUGGCCAUCACCCAAGGUGAGACAGCUCCACUGGUACGAAUUGCCCCACAAUUGCGCCAGGCACUGUACAAUGACAUACUGCAUGGCGAGCCCUGGACGGAGCACUCACUGCAGGAAAUUGCCAACCAUGUCUCUUCAGACUGUGAGGACAUGGUCCGGGAAGCCCUGGUGGGUGUGCCGACUCGUACAGCAGUCCGCCUCUGUGAAACUACCCUGCAAGAGAUCCGACAAGUGGCAGUAGUGUUCUUCCGAGGCCUGCAUGAGACCGACCCGUCUGCAGCCGAUUACUAUGAGCGCGUUUGGUCGCCUGUUCAUCGUGAGAUGGGGAAUUCCCUGUCUGUAAUGGCACACGGCCUGACGCAGGGCACGGCAAGUUUGCACGUUGUUCUGGAGCGGCUUCUUCAGUAUAUGCUUGACUUGCAAGUUGAGCAUCAGUCCAUGGCGAUGAUGGCGCCAAUGUUCUACGCCACCGUCAUGCGUGGCAUUGUGGAGCGCUUGCUUGCCUCGUCGGCUCUGACCGGUGCGGAGAGGGACGCGCGUCUGAUCAGGGUAUCGCCCACCACCAGUGCAACACCUACCAGUGCUCCUCCUGCUGCCGCCACCGCCGCCGCCAAUGCAGCUAUUGCUAGAGCCAGCUCUAGUACGCAGCAACCUGCCAGGAGCAGAGCUAGUACCAGCAGCAGCAGCACCAGCAGAACCGGAGCGGCUGCACAGCGCACCCCGCUGUCUGGCAGUUCCUCUUCAGUCAGCACAGGUUCAUCAGCCACAGCACCAACACCAAUUGCAGAGUCGUCUGGUCAGCCUGAGCAGGACAUGGCCAGCGAAAGCGCACCAGCUGCUAGUGCCACACAGCGACGGGAGCAGGGACAAGAAGAAAGCAUGGAGGAGGACUGGCAAGAAAUGGUACCAGCUAGUUGGAUUCCUGUGAUAGCUGAAGACAUUGUCAGACAGAGGCUCACUUCAUCUCGACGCCCACACAGUGAUGCCUACUCCAGUACCAUGGCCAGUAGCAAGCGCAGAAAGACAUCCACUACUGGCAGCACUGCGAGCAGUGAUACGGCCGGCAGUGCAGAUAGUGACCACCCAUCGUCGGAAAAGCUGCCAAUGGCCUUGCGCAAAGCUAUUCGAGAUGCCGGUGUUGAGCCAAUUACCACUGUGAAUGACGUGCUGGCAAGCGCUACAUCCGACACGGGUCUGCAGCAGGCAUAUGAACCCGCCCUUCAGAAUCUGGUGGCGGAGCGACUCCAGACGGAUGCGGACUACGAUCCACAGCGCUUUCCCAACUUGCGUUCCCUUUUCGGUUAGGAUCUCCACUGGUCUUUCACCUUUAUUUGAUUUCAGGUUGCAGAUGACCGGAACAAACAAUGCAUAAGGUUUGUUUUCCUGAGUUAUGUCACAACAACUACCUGUGUAAGUCUAGUCUAGAACAUGUUGCAGCAGUCUAGUUUUGCAGGCUAUUUUGUGGUGAGAGUAAUGCUAUUUCUUGCUCUUCAUUGCUCUAGCCGCACCCGCACAUCAUUUUAAAUAUAGGCAUAUUGUAUCAUUUCAGUGGAGUCUGCCUUCACGUCCCAAGAAAGCUUCACAGUCCAAGAAGUGAACAAAAUCUUCCUCGUCUCGUGUUGUGACAAGAUUUCACUUCAAUCAUCCCCACACCAUACACACCAUACACACCAUACACACCAUACAGCACACCAUACACACCAUACAGCACACCAGCAUACAGCUGUAUUUUGGCAUUGUUAUAGAAUUUCUAUCUCCAUUUCUGUUGUGCUCCCAUUUACAUUUAUGUCACUGCAUGCAUGCACGCACACCUACCUGUACACGAUGGAACUUUUUUUGCAUGCUUGGCUCAAAACAAGAAAAAUAAUAAUGUUAUCGCCGCGCCGCCUAUCGAUAUAUCGUGACCCAUGCUGCCACACACAUGCGUAUCUACACGUGGAUCAAUCAGCUUGCAUGGCUGCCAUGAUUACUAGCUUUCAGUUCGAGUUCAAUCAGUUUCAUGGUGCAUGCAUGUGGGUUGCAUUGGAGAUGCAAGUGACCGUAUGCAGUUAGUCCUGCUAGAUUGA